AUGAGACCGACAUCCAUCAUAGCCGGAGCAUCCCGACUACCUCUCACGCCGAAACGAGGUAACAAGGAUUUUUACAAGGGCACUGGUCAAUCGAGAGUGCCAGGUGGUGGUCAUCGUACUGGACCCCCGGGUGUACAUGUGGUGAAAGGGAAAGCAAAGUAUAGAGUAUUGGACGAGAAAGUCAGACUAUUCGUUGGUCCCGGUGCGAAAGUGUUGGAAGAGACUGAGCUUCGACCUUACGUAGCCACCCAACAGAUAAUAGACACUUCCAAGGGUCUCACCAAAUUCUUCAACCCAUACUCCAAAUCAUCUUCCAACCGACCUAAAUUCCCUUCUUUCUCACCUAUGCCUUUACCUCCAACUACAGAAGUAGACGGCGAAGUAGGUAAAUUGAGUAAGAAGGAUUUCACGCGGUUUUCAAAGAGGUAUCAGAAUCUGAGUGGGGAAGAGAAACAGGCGUUAAUUAUGGAUUUCAGAAGGAACUGGUUCAAUGAGAUGUCGAAUUAUUAUGGUGGAGGAGGAAAAUCCAACGAACAGGUCCAAGCGGAGGAGAGGGAGACGACAGAGUUGGAGCAGAGGUCAAAGGAGCAGGGUGGAGGAGAAACCCCAGCUCAGACGAAUGUAUAG
Molecule: messenger RNA, 627 nt
Organism: Kwoniella botswanensis
Lineage: Eukaryota; Fungi; Basidiomycota; Tremellomycetes; Tremellales; Cryptococcaceae
Exons: 3
Coding region: 1-627 (208 amino acids)
Cellular component (GO): mitochondrial large ribosomal subunit
Molecular function (GO): structural constituent of ribosome
Source: RefSeq, a predicted model, not a curated record